AUGCAUCGAGUGGGAAGAUGGUUGGACCGUGGUCGGUCUGCCGUCAAUGCCUCUACCCAGAGCCUGGAUUCCCUGGCCGAGUCCCAGAAUCUAGAAACUGCACUUCGUGCCGUUGAAUUGAUUAUGGACGAUGAUAUCGCGGGAGCAGAGAAGGGUCUUGCUGAAGGAAAUUCAUCUUUUCACAAACUUGCCAAAGGCACCCUGGGCUUCAUGAGAGCCACUCUCGGCUUCGAACAAGAAGUCAUGAAGGAGGCUUCCGACACUCUCUAUGAGGCGGAAUCAAGCGCCUCCGCCAGCUACUACAAAGCGCAACAUGAUAGUCGUGUGUUCAAUUCAAACAUCUAUGAUCGAGGUUCCGAGUUCGCUCUUUGUCAGGCGGAAUCCCAGAUCAUGUCUGCCGUCGUCGGCGUGCUCAAUGAGAGUCUGACAGAAUCGAUUAAAGGCUUCUAUAAGCUUAGAAAGGCCUAUAUCACUCUAGACAGCCUGAUUCAGAUGGAAAUCAAUUUUAUGAAGACUCGAGGUGUGAAAAGUCUAGCUAACUCAAGGGCACAGUCAACUGACAGUCUUCAUUCGCUUGCUUCACAAAAAUCGGCAAAAUCUAUCGAAGAAAAAUCAAAGGCCAUAGCACAAACAUCAGCACGGCAUCCUGUCCAGCCUGCCAAUCCAUCCGCCUUGAGGAAUACAGAAACAGCCGCAGAUCUAUCGGGCGAUGAUGAGGAUGACGAUGAUGUUUUCCAUGAGGCCAAAACCAUUCGUAACGAGAAUCCGGUUACCCAAGAAUAUACCGGACAUUUGGAAAAAUCCAUCGAAGCGGACGAUAUGACCGAUCUAGACCGGAAGAUCGAACACAUGAACCUGACACACCAUUCAGAAUCAUUACAGCCUGAAGGCCUUAUGAGACCUCCACCUCCCUCAACCCUCGGAAUGCUUACCGAGGACGCCGACUCGGAGAUCUUUGCGAACUCCCUCGAUGUAUUUAUUCACUCUGGCACCAACUUAAUGUCGGGUAUUCUAUCCUUACUCAUCUCGGUUAUUCCUCCCGCAUUUAAUAAGCUCCUAUACAUCAUUGGUUUUCGAGGCGAUCGCGAACGAGGUAUCCGUAUGCUGUGGCAAGCAAGUAAAUUCGCCAACAUCAAUGGCGGAAUGGCCGGACUGGUGCUUUUCGGCUGGUAUAAUGGGCUGGUGGGAUUUUGCGACAUCAUAUCUGACGCCAACCCUAAUGAUCCUAAUGAGGUUGAUGGUUAUCCAGCUCCACGUUUACAUGCUCUUCUACGGGAUAUGCGUCGGAGGUAUCCAAACAGUCGUCUUUGGCUGAUCGAAGAAGCAAGAAUGGCUGCAUCGAAGCGACAAGUCGAUACUGCUCUCGACCUGCUCUCGAAGUCUGGGAAAAGCCAAAUGAAACAGAUCGAAGCAUUGCAUAUGUUUGAGAAGAGUUUGAACGCUAUGUACGCACAUCGCUACAAACUUUGCGCCGAUUCUUUUCUCGCCUGUGUCGAUCUCAAUAGCUGGUCACAAGGCCUCUACUUCUACAUCGCAGGCGCGGCGCACCUCGCAACCUAUCGACACGACCAAUCACUUAGCGAGAGUCGACGAAAAGACCACGCACGCAUCGCCGAAGAAUACUUCAGAACUGCUCCAACGAAAGUUGGUAAGAAGAAAAUGAUGGGCCGUCAACUUCCCUUCGAUGGAUUUGUGGUACGCAAACUCGCGAAAUGGGACGACCGUGCGACACGUCUGAAUUGCAGUUUCGUGGACGCCAUCGGAGUCGAUCCGCUCGAGGAAAUGAUCUUCUUGUGGAAUGGGUAUAAGAAAAUGGACGAGCGACAUCUACAAGAGUCACUCGCAAACUUGGCAUGGUCAGAAGACCCGCAGAAAAAUCCACAUCCAUGGGAGAAAGAAGACCUUGACGAACGGUCCAUCCUCGCGCUCCUCCGGGCCGUCAUCCUACGCAAUCUUCGCCGUCAUGAAGAGUCCAAGGAAAUUCUUUUGCAGAAUAUCCUCAACCACGCACCCCACGAGUUCAAGGGCCACAAUCACGACGACUGGACCGCGCCGACCGCGCACCAUGAGAUGGCCGUCAACUUGUGGAUGCAGCGGUCUUCCUACGCGAAGCUUCACGGGACGACGUUCCAAAAUAGUGAUCCAUCGGGCGGAUCGAGUGGUGAGAACACAGGUCUGUCCUCAGCACCGGUUCAGCUCGAUCUUGCUGGUGAUGUCAAGCUUGUGCAGGAAUGUAAGGUGCAUUUGGAGAAGGCGAAGAACUGGGAAAAAUACGAGCUCGACGCAAGACUGGGUAUGAAAAUCACGGCCGCGAUGAAUGCUGUGAAGAACUGGGAGGAGAAAAAUAUCGGGACUGGUAGUGCUGCUACGUAA
Exophiala bonariae is the source of this 2373-nucleotide messenger RNA. RefSeq lists its product as uncharacterized. The record is from RefSeq and is a predicted model, not a curated record. Gene Ontology annotation, cellular component: cytosol; nucleus; mitochondrial outer membrane. Bases 1 to 2373 code for a protein of 790 amino acids. Lineage: Eukaryota; Fungi; Ascomycota; Eurotiomycetes; Chaetothyriales; Herpotrichiellaceae. The transcript has a single exon.